This is a messenger RNA of Rasamsonia emersonii CBS 393.64, 1557 nucleotides long. RefSeq names its product Maltose permease. Gene Ontology annotation, molecular function: carbohydrate:proton symporter activity. The record is from RefSeq and is a predicted model, not a curated record. Gene Ontology annotation, biological process: carbohydrate transport; transmembrane transport. NCBI's taxonomy places the organism in Eukaryota, Fungi, Ascomycota, Eurotiomycetes, Eurotiales, Trichocomaceae. The transcript has a single exon. Gene Ontology annotation, cellular component: membrane. Bases 1 to 1557 code for a protein of 518 amino acids.
AUGGCUGCAGACGUGAAGAAAGACAAUAUCCUUUUCCAUGAACAGUCCAAGCUGGCGACUGAACGGGAGCACUCGAUGGGCACGAUCGAGGCGAUCAAGCUCUACCCCAAGGCCAUCUUCUGGGCGUCCAUCUUCUGCUGGGCGCUCGUCAUGGUAGGCUACGAUUCAGGAAUUAUCUUCUCCUUGUACGCGCUGCCUGCCUUCACGCAGAAAUACGGCCAGUACUACGGCCCUGAAAUUGGCUAUGAGAUCUCCGCCAAAUGGCAGAACGUGCUCGGCAUGGGCACGCCCGUCGGCCAGUGUCUCGGGGCGCUGUUUGCCUCCCAUCUCAUGGAGCGAUGGGGACGGAGAAAGGUCUUUGCCGUGUCACUAUUCUGCACAACAUCCUUCAUUUUUCUGCAGAUGUUCGCGCCCAACAUCCAUGUCCUUGCGGCGGGAGAAUUCCUGGCGGGUCUGCUGUACGGCACCUACGUCGUGCUGGCCCCGACAUACGCGUCGGAGGUGUGUCCAGUUUGUCUUCGCGGUAUCCUCAAUGCUUCCAUCAACCUGGCCUAUGUCAUCGGCCAAUUCAUCGCGGCCGGCGUUGGGCAGGGCGUGUCGACCCGGACAGACCAGUGGGCAUACCGCAUCCCCUUUGCGGUCCAGUGGACGUGGAUUCCCUUCCUUGCCCUGGCCAUCGCCUUCGCGCCUGAAUCGCCCUGGUGGCUCGCCAAGCAGGGUCGGAUAAAAGAGGCCGAAGCGUCUCUCCGCCGGUUGGCCGUUGAUUCUCCGAAGGCUGACAUCCAGGCAACGCUGGCGAUGAUCCAGUCAACGCUCCUGCAUGAGAUGGAAGUCCAGAAGGGCGUCACUUUCGUCGAGUGCUUCCGCGGCAGCAAUCGCAUUCGCACUGAGGUUGCCGUCAUGGUCCAGGUCUGGCAGGUUGUGACGGGCAUCUCUCUCAUCGGCUAUGCGACAUACUUCUUCGAACUGGCCGGCAUGCCAGUCGCGGCCUCGUUCGACAUGGGACUGGGAAACACGGCGAUUGGUUUUGUUGCCACCUGCGGUUCGUGGUUUCUCAUGUCGCUGACCGGCCGACGGAGGAUCUACAUGGGCGGCGUGGGCAUCAUGGCUCUCUGUCUCUUGCUUAUCGGCAUCUUGGACUGUCUUCCAAACUAUACCUCCCACCCCGCCUACACCUGGACCCAAGCGGUGUUCUUGGAUCUGCUGACGCUGGUCUACCAAGGCACGAUUGGCCCUGUCGCCUUUGCCAUCCUUGCAGAAGUCGGAGCUGCCCGUCUGCGAUCGCACACGGUGGCUCUGGCGGAGGGGAUCGGAUCCGUCUUUCAGAUUAUCACCACGAUCAUUUUCCCCUACAUGAUCAAUGCGUCCUCGGGCAACUGGAGAGGCAAGACAGGAUUCUUCUUUGGCGGGCUGAGCAUCCUCGCUACGAUCUGGUGCUUCUUUCGGCUGCCGGAGACCAAAAACCGGACGUUUGAGGAAUUGGACCACAUGUUCGAGGAGGGUGUUCCUCCGCGGAAGUUCAAAGGCUAUACAUUCGAAACACUGCAAGGCGAGUGA